AUGCUGUCUACUCUUCGCAUCGCCAGCCGCCAGGCUACCCAGCGCACGACCCUUGCCGCUGCUGCUGGUCGCGCCGCCGCUUCCACCUGGGCCAAUGUCCCUCAGGGUCCUCCUGAUGUGAGUCUGGUUCCUGCUCGCGCCGCUCGGCGACAAAUUCUAGCUCGGCUGAAAACCCUGGCCAUUCUCGGCAUCACUGAAGCUUUCAAGGCCGACAGCUUCGACAAGAAGAUCAACCUCGGUGUUGGUGCUUACCGUGAUGACAAGGGCAAGCCCUAUGUCCUGCCUUCCGUUCGCGAGGCCGAGCAAAAGGUUAUCGACGAGAAGCUGAACAAGGAGUACGCUGGCAUCACCGGUGUCCCCGAGUUGCCUCCCCUUGCCGCCAAGCUCGCCUACGGCGAGAACUCGUCAGCCCUCGACCGCCUCGCUAUCACGCAGUCCAUCUCAGGCACCGGCGCGCUGCGCAUCGGCGCCGACUUCCUCGCCCGCUUCUACCCGGGCGAGAAGAAGAUCUACAUCCCCACGCCGUCCUGGGCCAACCAUAAGGCUGUCUUCACGGACGCUGGCCUCAAGGUCGAGCAGUACCGCUACUACAACAAGGACACCAUUGGUCUCGACUUCGAGGGCAUGGUCGCCGACAUCAAGGCCGCGCCGCGCGGCAGCGUCUUCCUCUUCCACGCCUGCGCGCACAACCCCACCGGUGUCGAUCCCACGCAGGAGCAGUGGAAGCAGCUGGCCCAGAUCACCAAGGAGCAGGGCCACUUUGCCUUCUUCGACAUGGCCUACCAGGGCUUCGCCAGUGGCAACAUCGACCAGGACGCCUUUGCCGUCCGCCACUUUGUCGAGCAGGGCCACAACAUUGCCCUCUGCCAGUCUUUCGCCAAGAACAUGGGUCUCUAUGGUGAGCGUGUUGGUGCCUUCUCCAUUGUCUGCGAGGAUGCCGCCGAGAAGAAGCGCGUCGACUCGCAGCUCAAGAUCAUCAUCCGCCCCAUCUACUCGAACCCGCCCAUCCACGGCGCCCGCAUCGCCUCGACCAUCCUCGCCGACCCCCGGCUGCGUGCGCAGUGGCUCGACGAGCUCAAGGGCAUGGCCGACCGCAUCAUCACCAUGCGCGCCCUGCUCAAGGAGAACCUCGAGCGCCUCGGCUCCAAGCACGACUGGUCCCACAUCACCUCCCAGAUCGGCAUGUUCGCCUACACCGGCCUCAGCGCCGACGAGAUGACCAAGCUCGCCCAGGAGUUCUCCGUCUACGCCACCAAGGACGGCCGCAUCUCGGUCGCCGGCAUCACCAGCGACAACGUCGGCCGCCUCGCCGAGGCCAUCUUCAAGGUCAAGGGUUAG
Molecule: messenger RNA, 1338 nt
Organism: Cordyceps fumosorosea ARSEF 2679
Lineage: Eukaryota; Fungi; Ascomycota; Sordariomycetes; Hypocreales; Cordycipitaceae
Product: Aspartate/other aminotransferase
Exons: 6
Coding region: 1-1338 (445 amino acids)
Biological process (GO): L-aspartate catabolic process; biosynthetic process
Cellular component (GO): mitochondrion
Molecular function (GO): pyridoxal phosphate binding; L-aspartate:2-oxoglutarate transaminase activity
Source: RefSeq, a predicted model, not a curated record